Molecule: messenger RNA, 1402 nt
Organism: Miniopterus natalensis
Lineage: Eukaryota; Metazoa; Chordata; Mammalia; Chiroptera; Miniopteridae
Source: RefSeq, a predicted model, not a curated record
CCAGCUGGCUCACUUCUACUACCUCUAACUUCUAAAUAAGCUUUCUAAUUUGAAAAAAAGAAAAGAAAAAAUAGAGCUGUUGAGAGAGCUCUGUAAAGCACUGUCCUGAAUUCAUGUCACAUUUCUGUCUCUUCAAACCACAGUGGCCAAUACCAGUGCAUCUUAGUGCAAUAGAACACAUCACAGCAUACUCCUGCGUAAAAGACAUGAGGUGGUGCCAAGAAUUACCCAGGGUCAUGGUUGGUGGCAGAGCCAAGACUAAGCCCUGUGUCUUGCUGAAUCAGUAAACAUCCACUGAGUGCCAUGUUCCAGGCACUGGGCUAGGAGCCAGGCUGGACACAGGUGCUGCUAGCUGGCUCCUGACUGUAGGUUGUGGGCUGUUUCCACCUCCUGGACCACAUGCUCUCAGGCAGUAUGGCAGAGUCUUCAGGGGCUUCCAACCCCAUGCCAGUGUUGUAAAACUUCCUAGGGCCGGCCUGGAGGCCAAGCAGGUGUGGCAGUUCUGCUGCAGAAGCACCUGCCACAAAAGCCGAGGACGACUCCUUUCUCCAGUGGUGCCUGCUUCUCAUUCCUGUGACUGCCUUUGGCCUGGGGACAUGGCAGGUCCAGCGUCGGAAGUGGAAGCUGAAGCUGAUUGAAGAGCUAGAGUCUAGAAUUAUGGCUGAGCCUGUCCCUCUGCCAGCAGACCCAAUGGAGCUGAAAAGUCUGGAGUACAGGCCAGUGAAGGUCAGGGGGCACUUUGACCACUCCAAGGAGCUGUACAUGAUGCCACGGACUAUGGUGGACCCGGCCCGGGAGGCCCGGGAGGCCGGCCAGCUCUCCUCCUCGGUCCAGAGCGGUGCCUACGUCAUCACCCCGUUCCACUGCACCGACCUGGGGAUCAGCAUCCUGGUAAACAGGGGGUUUGUCCCUAGGAAGAAAUUGAAUCCCGACACACGGCAGCAAGGCCAGGUUGAGGGAGAAGUGGACCUGGUUGGGACCGUGAGGCUGACAGAAACCAGGAAGCCUUUUGUCCCUGAGAACCACCCAGAAAGGAACCACUGGCAUUACCGGGACCUGGAGGCCAUGGCCAAGGUCACAGGCACAGACCCCAUUUUCAUCGAUGCAGACUUCAAGAGCACAGUCCCUGGAGGACCCAUUGGAGGGCAAACGAGAGUCAGCCUGAGGAACGAGCACAUGCAGUACAUCAUCACCUGGUAUGGACUCUGUGCAGCUACAUCAUACCUGUGGUUUAAAAAAUUCCUACGUCGGACUCCUGGCACGUGACAAGAUUAGCUGAUACAGCCCCGUCCUGGGAAGUCACUGAGUAAACAUUUCAAGCGAUUUGGUUUUAUGCUGGGCCAUGUACUAUCCCUAUAAAUAAAUUGCCACUACACACGUUGUGCUUUUCUUUCUACAUAAA